AUGAAGCAGUUGGCUCGCAAGAACGUCACUUGGAACGGGAUUGAUUUAGACAUUGAGCUUACGGUUAGAGGAUGCGAAAGCUGUGCAAAAGUUAUGAAAGCCCCUCCGAAAGUGGCAGUGCAUCACUGGGAAGAGCCAACAGGAAAUUUUCAGCGCGUUCAUAUCGAUUACGGCGGCCCUUUCAUGAACCACAAUUUCCUAGUUUUAGUAGACGCAAAGUCCAAGUUGCCGGAAGUGCGCGUGCUAAAAGAUGCCCCAUCCACACAAGCAACUAUCGACCUUCUGAAAAAUAUUUUUUAUAAACAUGGAACACCGCAGAUCAUUGUAUCUGAAAACGCCACAAUUUUUACAAGCUUAGCGUUUACAGAAUUUUGUCACGCAAACGGAAUCAUUCAGAAAUUUAUCGCACCAGGCCAUCCAGCCACAAAUGGCCUUGCUGAGAGGUACGUACAACCUUUAAACUCAAAACUGAAAUCUAUGGAAGACGAUGCAACUCCGUUGAAUGAAAAAGUCCAAGAAAUUUUACUACAUUAUCGGGCAACACCUUUAGCCUGCGGAGAUACUCCAGCGAAGUUAUACCUGGGUCGAGAAAUCCGCAUAAAGCUUGAUGCCAUUCGACCAAACAAACAUAAGAAAUCAAUUGGUCAGACGUCACAUGGACACCCUAUUAGCGUGGGAGAUAGACUGCAAGCACGUUCAUAUGGAGGAGGAAAAUCUGGAUGGAAAUUUGGUGUCGCCACGGCCAAGAGGGGCCACUUACAUUACGAAGUGUUGUUAGACAGCGGAUAUAAGCUGAAGCGCCACAUCAAUCAAUUGAAUAAAACAAAUGUUGACUAG
Molecule: messenger RNA, 837 nt
Organism: Rhagoletis zephyria (snowberry fruit fly)
Lineage: Eukaryota; Metazoa; Arthropoda; Insecta; Diptera; Tephritidae
Biological process (GO): DNA integration
Molecular function (GO): nucleic acid binding
Source: RefSeq, a predicted model, not a curated record